AUGGAGCUGGAGGAGCUCUUGGUCAGCCGUGGCGCAUCCAUCAAGUCCCUGAAGCAGCACUUGCAAGUGAAGCUGGUGCAGUCUAGAUACCGAAUGCAGUUGGCACAUAAUGGCCGGCUACUACGCGAUGAUGAACUUUUGGGGGAUUUGAGGAUGCCUGCAGAUCUGCAGCUAGUGCUUCUGCCAUUGUGCCGGGGUAGAGCCGAAGAGCUCGUAGAGGCAGCCAUCACGAAAAUGGCUGAUGAAGUCGAGGCACUUUUGGCAGUGCGCCAAGAUCCCAACGAAACUGCUUGGGUGGGUAGCACAGCUUUGGUGGCUGCGGCUGGCAGCGGCAGGAUGCAGAUCAUUUCAGCCUUGAUCGACGCUGGAGCAGACAGGAACCAAACAGACCACAACGGGCGAUCACCCUUGUGGGCUGCCGCAGAAAACGGUCAUCUUGACGCCGUGCGCUACCUCAUUGCAGCUGGCGCAGAUACGGAGAAGGCCGACAAGCAUGGAUCCUCCCCUUUGUCAGUGGCCUCGGAGAAUGGUCAUCUGGAGGUUGUUCGCUGCUUGAGUGACGCCGGUGCUCAGGAUGAAAAGCCCGAUGAAUGUCCACAGUGUAGCUUUUGGUUGUCGGCCAUGCUCUGCACCGCAGAGGCAGCUGGCAUGUUGAGUACAGCAGGGGCAAGCUUAGGGCUGUCGUGCGUCAUUGCUCAGAUGAUGCGCUGGAAGCUCUUCAGCGGUGCAUAG
Molecule: messenger RNA, 732 nt
Organism: Symbiodinium pilosum
Lineage: Eukaryota; Dinophyceae; Suessiales; Symbiodiniaceae
Source: the annotation of a GenBank genome assembly